UAGUGGGCCUGCCGCGUGCAACGACAUUCAAGUACAGUGUAGUCUGGUCAAAAAAGAGAGACAGACAGAGCUUAGUAAACAAAUGGAGUCGGAGCUCAACAGAGAAGAAGCAGCAACUGUUAAACCAAUUCGUUGCAUCGUCAAACUCGGAGGUGCAGCAAUUACGUGUAAGAAUGAGUUAGAGAAGAUCAAUGAGGAGGAUCUUGUAACCGUUUGCUCGCAGCUGCGGCUUGCAAUGAUGUCAGGAUCAUUGUCCGAUGAGGUCCUUAGUUUGGAUUGGAGCAAGCGGCAUGGUGGCUCGGUCACUGUUCCCGUUGUGGAGGAUUUCACCGAUCAGUUGGUUUCGGGAUCUAACAACUUUGUUGUUGUCCAUGGAGCUGGUUCGUUUGGGCACUUUCAAGCUAGCAAGUCUGGUGUUCAUAAAGGGGGUUUAAACCAGCCUCUUGUGAAGGCUGGUUUUGUUGCUACUCGUAUAUCGGUUACCUCCCUCAAUCUUGAAAUUGUUAGAGCACUAGCAAGAGAGGGAAUUCCUUCCAUUGGAAUGUCACCAUUUUCAUGUGGAUGGUCAACUUGUAAAAGAAAGAUAGAUUCAGCUGAUGUGACUAUGAUAACGAAGGCCAUCAACUCCGGUUUUGUGCCUGUUCUGCAUGGAGAUGCUGUACUUGACUCCUCACUGGACUGCACGAUAUUGAGUGGAGAUGUAAUUAUAAGUCACCUAGCAGCACAGAUGAAGCCAGAAUUUGUUGUUUUUCUUACAGAUGUGUUGGGUGUCUAUGACCGUCCUCCAUCAGAACCUGAUGCCGUUCUCCUCAGGGAGAUUGCUGUACGUGAAGACGGUAGCUGGUCUGUUACUACACCAGUAUUACAAGGCACAAGUAAAGAAGUUGAGAUAACUGUAGCGGCUCAUGAUACAACCGGAGGGAUGGCGACCAAAAUAUCAGAAGCUGCAAUGAUUGCAAGACAAGGGGUUGAUGUCUACAUUGUCAAGGCAGCCACAAGUCACUCCAUAACUGCCUUGAGUGGAAGGUUGAAAGACGAUAUUCCAGAAGACUGGCUCGGAACAGUCAUAAGAUUUGUCAGAUAACAUAUAUAGGUGAAGUGAAGAGAGAUCCUAUUAUUUCUGAUUUUUGAUUCAUGUUGACAGUGGGGAGAGGAUAUUUCUGAUUUCAGAUGGCGGUAUGGAACACGUUUCAGAAAUGUAACCUGCAGAUUUGACUUGAAAUAGAAACGACUUCUUCCCCGGUGUUAAUACUUCAGCUCCUGGAAUCUUAACUUUAAUCUGUGUUCCCUCUGUCUGAUAUCAUUUGUUCUGUAUUUACUUUCUCAAUGUAACUUGUAUUCAAAGAGAAGAAAUUGUGAAAUUCUAUUGAAGAUCAUUUUCAGAUUAA
Molecule: messenger RNA, 1388 nt
Organism: Daucus carota subsp. sativus
Lineage: Eukaryota; Viridiplantae; Streptophyta; Magnoliopsida; Apiales; Apiaceae
Product: isopentenyl phosphate kinase
Exons: 12
Coding region: 83-1084 (333 amino acids)
Cellular component (GO): cytosol
Molecular function (GO): kinase activity
Source: RefSeq, a predicted model, not a curated record